UAUCACUCCGGUCGAGCCGGCCCAUUCGUGCGGAAGCAUGGCUCUCCCACACUUAAAAUUAGCCAGCUAGAAGCACUGAAGAUCAUCGAGAGGCGUGCUGCUGGCGUGCUCUCAGGUUCAUUAAUGAUGAUGCUUUAAUGGUGCUUCAAAGCCUCGAAACAGGCAAAAUCAGAAGGCCAAAAAAACAAGGCUUUCGAUUUUUUAUCAUCUAAUUCCCCAAAAGAACUAUCCUCACCAUCACACCACCAUACAACUGUUUACGGCAGAUAUCCCAUCCCACCUACACGGACAACUUUCGUUUUGCCUGAAGUUUUUUAGAGGAGGAACGUUGUUUCCCACUGCUGAUCUGAUCUGAUUUGAUCUGCCCACCUGCUUUUUAGCCAGCAUGACUACUUUGCGAAAGGAGGAGACGGGUUCCCAGUUUCACUAGCUCAGCACCCUAUUCUGAACCAAAGCCGGACGCGAGAGGUCACCGUCACCAUUGGCUUUCUCAAGGACACAGCGGUGGUGCUCAGCCAUGCAGCGCACAACGCCACCGUAUGACCUGUGUCCUUUGGGUGGUCCUCACAGUGAUAACACCCUCUCACUGAAUACGAAACACUAUCACCUCAAUCUUUUGAGCUUUGAAUUGUUUGGGCUUUGAUUCUGGUGAGAUAAUCCUAACUCCAUAUAAUCCACUUGUGCUGGUGCGGUGACGACAAGCGAUGAAUUAGGUACCAGCUCAUUAAAAGUAUAACUUUACUUUCAGGGCCUUUAAACGAGUCAUUGCGAUGACGAAGCCGCAGCACAUCAGUAUAAUUGAAUUCGAGACUCUUGAACGCCUUCUUUCAAAAACUCGUGCGUUUAGGCGUACGUACGGCACAUUGAAUUCCGUGCGCGCCUCAAAGAGUCAUCAGACCAUCACGGCUAGGGCCCAAUAAGGCUGAUGCCGAUACAUAGCCGCGGAGGACUUAAUGGGUUGCCGGGGUUCCGGCUUAAAGCGCAGGACUACUCCUGCGCUUCAAGCCGGAACCCCGUUCCUACGAACGGGGUGAUUUUUAGUCAGAAAGAGACCUGACACUCUCCUGCCUCACUGAGGCCAUUCGAUGAUUAUACCCCUUAAAAAAUCAUUUUGUUUUUAAAAAUAUGCAAUGCAGUAAGUGCUACUCGUACGUAUAGACAUUAAAAUAGUAUAUAAGUGCUUGCGAAACAGUUUCUAUAAAACAUUUAGGAUUUUGGUUUGUCAGUACAGUAGGCACCGCAGGCGCCGUCUCCGUCCUCUGAACGCGGAGGCGGGAGAAGCGGAGUUAUACGAGGGAUACAGGACGGACGGCAAAGGCCGCCCUCAAGGCGGAAAUAAAGUGGGCCAAGGAGGAGAGAAUGACUUUUCCCGCCUCACCCAAGCGGGAGAAGAUAUUCGAUGAUUUUCCCCCCUUAAGAAAAAUUUGCUUUGUCUCGAUCUACGACUCAAAAACCCCAUUUAUUUUGCCUUAUGUACCGAUUUAAAUAAAUCGGACCUGGCAACACUAGUCAGGGUCUUCAACUUCAAUCAAAUAAAUAAUAUCAACUCUGCGGCAAACAGAAGCGCGGUACGUAGGUUAUCGGUCAUUGCUGUUCGCACAGCUAGUACCUAAGAAUCGGAACAAUAAUAUUUGCCUACUUACUUUCCAUAACUUUUUAUACGUUCUAUGUUAAUUAAAUUGGACCCGAAAUACCAACAUAUUGUAACUCUUUAUCAUAGUUUAUACAAAGUAAGAAUUGGAAGAACAAAGUGACAAUUGAUUAAUUCAGGAAAACGUACUGUGGUUUUAUCUACUUUAUUCAUAAGAGACAAGAAGAUUGUUAGGUAAAGGUUCUCAUCAAGACUUCUCAGUUUGAAUAACAUGGCGGUAGCUACUUAUGUAUUUGUUGAUUUACAAUCAAACUGUGUUCCAAAAUCAAACAAAGAAAUAGAAAUCACUGAAUUGUGUAUGUUAGCUAUAAAACAUUCACACAUAGUAAAGAACAAGGAUGUAAAUGAUCCCCGUAUUCAACAUAAACUCCAAAUGUGCUUCAAUCCCAAAUCUUCAUUGCAUGAAAAUGCUUCAGAAACCGGAUUGACAAAAAAUCUACUGAAGAAUGAAGCAACAUUAAAUAUGGAAGUAUGCCAACUGAUAAAAGCAUUUAUUGAGGGUCUGGAAGCCCCAGUGUGUCUUGUAGCACAUGAUGGCUUUAAGUUCCACUACCCAUUACUUGUGCACCAUUUAAAGGAAUUUGGUGUUGAGUUAAAUAAAAACAUUGUGUGCACUGACAGUCUGUAUGCUUUUCUUGAAAUAUUGGAAUCAGAAAAAAAAGGCAGUACAAAGUAUGUAAAAGUGAAGGUUGGUAAAAAACCUAAGAAAAAUACCAUUUCAAAAGCUAAACAACAUUACAUUCACAUUGUGAACGGGACUGAUAAGGACUUGAUACAUAUGAGAAAAAGCAUAAAUAAUUAUAAAAACAUAAAUGAUCUUUACAAUAAUAAUUGCGAAUAUGAAGACGAAGGCUUGGAGUCUAACAGAGCUGAGAGCCAUUGCAUCAUGCUUAUGAGAAUGGUGCUUUCAAAAAAGGACCAGUUUUUGGCAUGGCUUGAAAACAAUUUAUGUCUUUUUUCGGAGAUGCCGAAUAAAUUGUAAUGUAUGACAAUGUAUAUUGUAUUUGUAUGCAUUUUAUUGACAAUCUUAUGUCUCUAAAAUAUUUAGACAGAAUAAAACAUUUUUGUUUACAUAAGAGCUUAAAAGCUCCCAUAUUUUGAAUGUUUUUUUAUAAGUUUUGCUGCUGGGCCGACGUUCAGCACUAUGACGUUGUCAAUUUAUAUGUAGUUGAGUAAGUACAAGAUAAUUUCUAGUUUAAAUUUUAUGUAAUUGUUAUUCUAAUUCACAUUAUUAUUGUUAUGUAACUUUAGUUGCUUUCUUUGUCUAAAUAAUUUGUGAUUAUAUUUAGUCACUUUUUGCACUAAGUGCCUAUUGCCUAGCACUUGCUUGGCUGAAAUGUGGAACUGUUUUGUACCACCAAUAAUAUUAUCGUUUAUACUUAGUACUAAGUACAUGGUUUCUGAAAUUCAAAUUAUUAUAACUGUUAUAAAUCCAAUGUGAUUAUUA
Molecule: messenger RNA, 3098 nt
Organism: Spodoptera litura
Lineage: Eukaryota; Metazoa; Arthropoda; Insecta; Lepidoptera; Noctuidae
Product: three prime repair exonuclease 2-like
Biological process (GO): DNA catabolic process
Cellular component (GO): cytoplasm
Molecular function (GO): nucleic acid binding; 3'-5'-DNA exonuclease activity
Source: RefSeq, a predicted model, not a curated record